UGUUGGAAAAAUUGGAGUAUGAAUGACAGUUCAGCGGGUAUGGAAACUUCAAUAGUAGUGGAAGGAUUUCGAAAAAGUGAAGAAAUGUAUGGAUUGAGAUACCAUAAACUUAUAGCAGACGGCGACAGUAGUGUGUACAAAAAAAUACUUGAUGCAAGACCGUACAAAAAUAUAACUGUCGAAAAGGUAGAAUGUCGUAAUCACCUCCUUCGAAAUGUAUGUAACAAACUAAGAGAGCUAACCACUAAAAAACAAUCAGGACAAUUAGUACAUAGAAAACUAUUAAGUUCGCGAAUUUUAAGAAUACGAAAAGGAAUCAUAAAAGCCAUCCAAUAUCGUAAAUCGAAUUGCCAUUCCAUAAAUGAUUUACGAAACGAUAUUUAUAAUUCAAUAAAUCAUGUUUUUGGUAAUCAUUCAAACUGUGCUUCGUAUUUUUGUGACAAACCAAAAGAAGAUAUAAAUUUAUUAGAAAAAAUACAGCAUACUGACAACGACUUUUAUGUAAAUAUGAAUAGUAUUAUACGGCAGUUAGGUAGACAUAGUAAAAGCUUAAUGCAAGAUGUAGAUAGUAAUAUUGUUGAAUCGUAUAAUUCGAUUAUUGCCAAAGUCAUUGGAGGUAAACGUGUAAAUUAUGCAUUGAAAAGGUCGUAUGUUGGCAGAUGUUAUGCAGCAACCGUUGCGAAAAAUUCUAGAAGGCCGAUAUAUUCAAUGUACAAAGUAAUUAAUAAAAUAAGUCCAAACCCAAAAAUGCAUUCAAUAUUAUAUGAACAACGUAAAUUACAAAAACAAGAACGUCAGAAUGAGCACCGUCGACAAAACAAACGGUUUAAAAAAAAAUUAUUUGAUGAUCAAAAAAUAAACUCUUCAUAUGGUGAGGGUGCCGAAAAACCAGAUAUGGAUGAAAAUGAAUAUUCUGAAGAAAAGAAACAAUUUUUAAAAUUAUUAAAAGAAUUGGCAGAAAAGCGUGAGUACAUUGAAAAAGAGACACGAAAUCAAUUCAAUUCAAACCUUUGGAUAGAAACUCGACGAAAAUUAAUAACAGCUUCGAACUUUGGACAAAUAAUUGGACUUCGUCCUCAUACAGGUUGUGGAAACACUAUAAAAUCUCUCAUAUAUUCAAAUACUAACACUCCAGCAAUGGAAUAUGGCCGACAACAUGAGUCAAUCGCCAAAUGUCAAGUUGAAAAAGAAUUAAAAAUUAAAAUUACAGAAUGUGGCUUAUUUAUUCAUCCAGAAUAUUUUUAUUUAGGUGCAACGCCCGAUGGUUUGAUUGGAAAUGAUGGAAUUUUGGAAAUCAAAUGCCCAUCAUCUUCAGAAAAUAUGACACCAGAUGAAGGCAUUAAAAAUGGUAAAAUUACAUUUUGGAAAAAAGAUAAAGAAGGCGUGGCUACAGAAAUAAAUAAAAUCCACAAAUAUUAUGCACAAGUACAAGGUCAAUUAUAUAUAACCCAAAGAGAAUAUUGUAUUAUUGCAUUCUGGACAAAAAAAGGAUUGAAGACAGAAAAAAUUUUCAAAGAUGAAAUAUUUUGGAACGAAAAAAUGUUAUCAAAAUUAAGUCAGUUUUAUUAUAAUUGUUUACUGCCAGAGCUCAUUGAUCCAAGAUAUCCUAGAAAUAUGCUGAUUAGAAAUCCUGAUUAUAUAAUUGAAGCACAAAAAGAGUUGAUAGAAAAAAAAAACUUAAAUUGUUUAAUAAAUAAUGUUAUGUGAUAUUUUAUGUUUUUUUUUUUAUUACAAAGUGUUCCUGACAUACAUGAUCAUCAAACUCAUUGAGAAUAUAAUAACAGUUUUGACAUUUUUACAAUUGUUAACGCAUAAAAUUAUUUACAAACAAUUACAGCAAAUUACAAGGAUUUACAUUGAUAAAAAUAAUGGUGCAAAUAGAGUAGAAUAAUAAAAUUAAUUAUACAGGUAGGUGUUGUGUAUAUAUAUAUAUAU
Molecule: messenger RNA, 1935 nt
Organism: Metopolophium dirhodum (rose-grain aphid)
Lineage: Eukaryota; Metazoa; Arthropoda; Insecta; Hemiptera; Aphididae
Exons: 1
Coding region: 19-1707 (562 amino acids)
Source: RefSeq, a predicted model, not a curated record